GUAAUUGCUUGCUUUAAAACCAUGAACACCAAGAGACCAACGCCGAAAAAGGUGACAGACUCGCAGGAAGCUGCAGAAAUGAUUUUGAAUUGGUUUGAAAAGGAAAAUAAACCAGUUACUGUGCAAUUCCUCACAGAUGCGCUUGGGAGCCGCACAACGAAAACACUCGUUCAGAAGACACUUGAGGAUCUUUCCGAACAAAAAAAACUCCGGACAAAGGACCUCAAGAAGGUUAGACUUUUUUUUUUAGAUAUGGAAGCAUAUAACACACGCAUUGGUGAAGUUGCAGGGUCAAAAGUUGAAGCGCCUGAGGGCAAUGGUGGAACUGAACAUGACACUGAAUUCAAUGAGGAAAAGAAUGCACUAAUUGAGGAUAUCUUAAGAGCAUCACGCUUAAUCCAAGAAAAGGAACAACUUCUGACACAAUUGAAGCAAAGUCUCGUUGUGUCAGAGCGGAAAGAGAAGCUUUAUUUCGCAUCAGCUGAGGUGGAUGCCUUGGAAAAGAAACUUUUAGAAGCGAAGGGGAACGCUCAGUUGUGUGUUGCUUCCUCUUCUGAGAGUGAUCAUGUCGAUGAUAAAAUGCAGCGUAUUGUGAAGCAUUACCAAAAAGCUCGACUUCUUUGGAAAGAAAGGAAAGAAUAUGCAGAGCGCAUUGUGGAUGGUGUUCUCGGUGACGAGUGCUCGCCGCAUGAGUUGGCUAGUACAUUUGGCAUUAUAUCGGAUGCUCAAGCAGGGGUAUCUUUAUCUCAGUCUGCUGUACAUCUUCACCGAUCAUUUCUGGGUAUCUGAAUAAUAUACCAUAUUAUGUGAUUUUCACAAAAAGACUGUCUAAAUCAUUUUUACAUACAUAUAAGUGCUUGCUUUAAACUUCUAUUUAUUCUUUUACUGCUAUGAAUAUAAGGAUUUUAUCAUUUUCGUUACCCCAGUUAGUUUUGCAAUAUGACUCAUAUUGAUUAGUACUGUUUUGUUGUUUGUGGUACAUUGUAAUAAAUGUAGAAAUAUUUUGUCCUGUACUUUAUCAAUGCAUAUUUACAUUAAUCCUCUACUGUGAAAGAAUAUCAUAUAUAUAUAUGUGUGUAUGUUUAAUGUACACCAACAGUAAUUAAGUUAAACUGGGGUAAUAAAACUUCCAGGAGUACUACGUUGAGAACGCUGCUAGAGGUUUGUGAGAUUCUGGUACU
This is a messenger RNA of Phytomonas sp. Hart1, 1181 nucleotides long. The record is from the annotation of a GenBank genome assembly. Lineage: Eukaryota; Euglenozoa; Kinetoplastea; Trypanosomatida; Trypanosomatidae.